Molecule: messenger RNA, 606 nt
Organism: Cimex lectularius (bed bug)
Lineage: Eukaryota; Metazoa; Arthropoda; Insecta; Hemiptera; Cimicidae
Product: cuticle protein 7-like
Exons: 3
Coding region: 1-606 (201 amino acids)
Cellular component (GO): extracellular matrix
Source: RefSeq, a predicted model, not a curated record
AUGUACUCUAUGAUAGUGUUUAUGGCCUGCAUCGUUGUCGCGACUUGCGCGCCAUCUGGACAAAGCGAAGAAGGGCAUCGUGGACAUCUGGACUACUAUGCUCCUUUGCAUUACAGUUUCGAAUAUAAGGUACACGACGAGCAUAAAGGGGACGUCAAAUCUCAUCAUGAGACUAGGGAAGGCGACAAAGUCAAAGGAUUCUACAUGCUGAAAGAAGCCGACGGCACUGUUAGGGAAGUCUAUUACACUGCUGAUCACAAAAAUGGUUUCAACGCUGAGGUCAAACGAGUUGGACAUGCCGUACACCAAGAGGAACCCGUGUACCACCAAAAAGUAGAAGAAGAGCAAUGCCACGUGGAACAUCAUGACUAUUAUGGACCACCUCACUAUAGCUUUGAGUACAAAGUCGAUGAUGAACUUAAAGGUGAUGUUAAAUCUCAGCAUGAGACCAGAGAAGGCGACAAAGUCAAAGGAUUCUACAUGCUGAAAGAAGCUGAUGGUACAGUCAGAGAAGUCCAUUACAACGCCGAUCACAAAAACGGCUUCAACGCUGAAGUUAAAAGGGUUGGACAUGCCGUCCACCACGUACCAGUUCAUCAACACUAA